Messenger RNA from Onychostoma macrolepis, 2811 nucleotides. It is a transcript of the gene lamp2, whose product is annotated as lysosomal-associated membrane protein 2. The transcript has 6 exons. Bases 158 to 1261 code for a protein of 367 amino acids. The record is from RefSeq and is a predicted model, not a curated record. Gene Ontology annotation, cellular component: autophagosome membrane. NCBI's taxonomy places the organism in Eukaryota, Metazoa, Chordata, Actinopteri, Cypriniformes, Cyprinidae. Gene Ontology annotation, biological process: cellular response to starvation; protein targeting to lysosome involved in chaperone-mediated autophagy; autophagosome maturation.
GUAAGGAUCAUGUGCAGUAGGAGGAGAGUGUGGUCCUGUCAUAUGACUUAUAUGAGCUCAGGUUUGUGCUGAUUUCACAGCGCUGCUGAAGCGGGUCAUACUCGGUCCGGGCGUCACUUACCGUCUGUCUGCUCAGAGGAACCAUCCACACGUCGCCAUGGCUGUCCGCGGUUGUGUGAUCCUGCUCUUUAUUCUACUUAGCGGUAUUGUGCUUGCUGAAGAGCUGGUACCAUCACCAUUACCUGCACUACAGGAGCUCUAUACAAGCAAAAUCCCCUCCGGCACUUCUCCAACCAACUCCAUGGCUAAAUCUACUACAGUACCUCCAACUUCUCCACAUCACUCCACGGCUAAAUCUACUACAGUACCUCCAACUUCUCCACAUCACUCCACGACUAAACCUACUACAGAACCUCCAACUACCAUGCAUCACAACAUAACAAAUUCCACCACAGAAGCGCCAACUACCAUGCAUCACAACAUAACAAAUUCCACCACAGAAGCACCAACUACCAUGCAUCACAACAUAACAAAUUCCACCACAGAAGCGCCAACUACCAUGCAUCACAACAUAACAAAUUCCACCACAGAAGCGCCAACUACCAUGCACACUAAUGCUACAACAGCUCCUCCUCCUCCUCCAACCUCCCCUCCUGUCCCCAGCCCAACUGUUGGAAACUACAGCGUCAAGUCAGACAAUGUCACUGUCUGUCUUAUGGCAAAGAUGGGCCUUCAGUUUAGUUUCAAAAUGAGUGAGAAUUCCAGCUUUCAGACUCUUAAUCUUGACCCAAGUGCUAAUGUAACGGAAGUGAGUGGAACCUGUGGAAGUGGUGGCAGGGACUCUUCUCUUCUGCUGAAGUCAGAAGAAAUCACAGUUCAUUUUGUCUUCACAAAUGUUUCACAGAAGUUCCGUCUACAUGCUUUGACGCUCUCUGUUAAUCUUGGAAAUGGAAAUGUUUUCAAUGCCUCCAAUAAUAAUCUGUCUCUCUGGGAGGCAUCUGUUGGAAGCUCCUACAUGUGCAGAAAAGAGCAGAGUUACAACAUCACUGACAAGCUUACCCUCAAUACGUUCGAUCUACAAGUGCAGCCCUUCGCAAUCCAGAACAACAAGUUUAACACAGCCCAUGAAUGUUCAAUGGAUGACACCAGCCUCUUAAUCCCAAUCAUUGUUGGUGCCGCUCUGGCUGGUUUGAUUUUCAUUGUUGUGAUUGCAUACGUGAUUGGUCGACGAAGGACCUAUGUUGGAUAUCAAACACUGUAAUGCAACAGAAUCACAAUCAAAUCCUGGGGGUUUUAAGGGACACAAGCCUGUUCCUGGACCAUUGUAAACAUUGUGGGUUUUUGUGCAAUCUCAAUUGGCAACUGACUCAUGGCCACGGGGGUCAAAAAAUGUUUUAUCCUAAUGUGGUCAAUUAACCCACCGGCCCUUAAACUGCAAUACAUUGAAAAUCUAAAGAUACAGUGGCACUCCAGGACCAGAGCUUCCUAUUGUGAACUAAGUGUGCACUUUUUUUUUUUUUUUUUUUUUCUUCUCCCCAAAUUUGUUGUGAAGUAAGUGCAUGGUCUCUGUGUUUUGGCUUUAAAACCCACUUAUCUUAUUUCUUAAAAUGCAACUUACUGCUAUAGUCACAGUACCUUGCUAUUUUGUUGAAAAUAUUCUUAAGUUUCAUAGAUCUUGGGUCGUGGCCAACUUAAAAUUUCAAUGCUCCAUAUCAGACCCUGCACUUGCUUCUUUAGACAUUCCCUUUUUUUUUUUUUUCUCUCCAUUUUGUAAUUUAGCUUGAUUUAAUUUGUGCCCAUUUAAAUCUAUCAUAACUGUAUCAACAGCUUUAAACUGAAACCUUUAUAUUCACCUGUCUUGCAGCUUUUGAGUUAAAUAUUAAAAGUAAUUCCAGAAACAGUUUGUUACUCUACACUAUAGUGAUUGGACGGCUAACACUUAUUGAAAUCAGAUGCUUUUGUAUCGUGUUGGUGGUUCUGUAUUCAGAGCAGCUGUGAGGGUAAAAAUAUUUAAACAUGCUGGACGGACCGUUCGAACAAUUGAAAUUCUAGAACAGGAAAACAAAUGCUUGAAUGUUUAAAAUACAUGACAAGCACUUUAAAAAUGCAGACCGUUGUAAUAAAUGUAGGGCUGGUGUACACUUAAUAAAGCAUAAUACAAAGAAAUGCUAACUGGCAUUUAAAUGCUGUUACAAAAUUUUUCAUGUUUGCUUGCCCUUUACUGGGGUUUGAAAAGGGACAAUUAAUGAUAAAUCAGACAUCUUGUCAGCUACUCUUCAUAAGUUUGAAUUCUAGCCUAAAAGAUGCAUUCUGCUUUUUGCUAACUGUGACUUGUAAUUGCUGCAAGAUGAAUUUUUGCACCUAUUUGAACUGUCUUUUGGUAGUUUGGUUUUUGUUUUUUCCUCCCCUCCCUUUAAUUCCUGGUGAAUUUUCACAGUUUAUGCACUAUUCUAAUUUAGUCUAUGCAGCACCCACACCAAGUCUCUUGUAAACGUUUGUUUUCACCAUAGCCAGGACAAAUGGAAACCUUAAACUGAUUACUGGUCUUUUUGUGCCUUGCUUUAAUGCAGUUACUUUUGCUUGCAAUCCAACCAGUUACAUCAACUACUUGUAAAAUAAAGAUUGUGGUUUUGUGUGUGUCCCCCAAACAUACUUGUGUGACAGUUUUCUGCUUGCAGACUUGUGAAAAGGGAUUCCUUAUCUGACUGCCCUAAACAUGUUUCAUGAGACUUUUGUUUUUUGCAAUGGAAUGGCUUUGUUUUAAUGGGCUUUUAGCUGCAAUAAAUGGAGAAAGACAAUUGUGUAUAACAA